AUGGCCUCCACUGAAAUCACCGUCCAGGCUGCCCAAGACAAAGUCGAAGAGCUCGCUGAGCGCGAUGCUGACACUACGGACUCUGACAUCCGUUAUCUUGCCUAUGGUGCCCGUCUACGGACGGCUUUGCGCGCAGGAACGCGUUAUAUCGCUUAUACAAGUGAUAUUGGGGAAGCCUUUCGUCCAGUUGUGCCUCCAUGGAUGGUAACAGCUGCUUAUGGGGUCUCUUGGUUAUAUCUCUCUGGGGAUGUUGGGUAUGAAUCAUACAAAUCGUAUCAUCGAGGACCAACACCCAUCGAGGCUGCAAAUUUCUCGGAACCCAUGAGGAUAGGUAUUUCCGCCGUCCAAAGAGCGGCUUUCCAAUCCAUAGCGUCCAUGGCGCUCCCGGCUCUCACGAUACAUACAGCUGUGGCUCAGUCCAAGAAGGCCUUCCGUCACGUUACGAACCCAAAAGUCAGGACUUGGGGACCAACGAUGACAGGAUUGGCUAUUGUGCCAGUUCUGCCAUAUCUCUUUGAUCAUCCAGUUGAGCAGGCCACUGACAGAGCCUUUGACUGGAUACGAGAGAAGCUCAUAGAGCGAAAUGAGGCCCAGAAGAAGGGUGCCUUAUCCUCGGACAGAAAGGAGCUAUAA
Molecule: messenger RNA, 633 nt
Organism: Cyclocybe aegerita
Lineage: Eukaryota; Fungi; Basidiomycota; Agaricomycetes; Agaricales; Hemipholiotaceae
Source: the annotation of a GenBank genome assembly